Messenger RNA from Anoplopoma fimbria (sablefish), 2386 nucleotides. It is a transcript of the gene prrg4, whose product is annotated as proline rich Gla (G-carboxyglutamic acid) 4 (transmembrane). Gene Ontology annotation, cellular component: extracellular region. The record is from RefSeq and is a predicted model, not a curated record. The transcript is spliced from 7 exons. NCBI's taxonomy places the organism in Eukaryota, Metazoa, Chordata, Actinopteri, Perciformes, Anoplopomatidae. Bases 260 to 901 code for a protein of 213 amino acids. Gene Ontology annotation, molecular function: calcium ion binding.
ACACAGCAACUUUUUAAAAAAAAAAAUUAUUAUUGAUUUUAUGUUUCAAUGACAUGAGCCGGGUUAAACUUUCUCAAAGGAAGUUUGUGCUCAUCUGUUGUUGGUCACUGUCGCUGGACGCUUCCUGAUUCAUCUUAUCUGCGUCGAAGGCUGUGACACACCGCUCCUUUUGCUCCGGUUUCAUUUUGAAGGUGUUGAACUCUGUCCGUCAUUAUGUGACACGUUUCAUCACAGGGUAAAGUAGAAUAUAGGUGCACUCAUGACCAUGUUGUUCCAGCUCUUCAUACUCCUUCAACUCCUGUCUUAUGGAGAUCUGGCCUGCACAAGGAAGCUGCUGUCGAAAGAGGAAGACCAAGAAGUGUUUGUGGAUGAAGGGGACGCACAUUCGUUCCUGGGUCGCCAUCUGUUGUUCAACCGGUUUGACUUUGAGAUUUUCGUUCCUGGAAAUCUGGAGAGGGAGUGUAAUGAAGAAGUCUGCAAUUAUGAAGAAGCAAGGGAGGUCUUUGAAAACAUCCCGGCUACAGAUGUUUUUUGGAAGAAAUACUCGGAAGAAAAGCAAAAACGCCCCACACGGGUUGAUGUGACAUCUCUUUUGGUGGGACUGAUUGCUGUUGGUGUGGCCAUUGUUAUCGGCGGCCUUCUGCUCUGGUAUUUCUGUCAAGGCAAAUGCAAGAGCUUCAGCCGUGCAAACUCCGUCCGAGUGCGACCGAGGAGGACUAAUGCUCCGCUAAUAAUGCGACGGCUAGAGGAGGUGUCCUUACAACCUGUGCAUCCAAUCCCUAUGGAGGAAAUAGACCCAGUGGGUUUGCCUUCAUAUGAGCAGGCAAUUGCAAAAACUGGACCGCAUGAUGCUCCACCUCCUCCAUAUCCUGGCUCACGAACUGGGACUAUUCGGCAGUAGUAUCUCCAGGACAACACAUCCGCAUGUCUGUCAACAUUAAGCAGACAACUAACAAUAACACUGUUUUAACACUGCUCAGCAUUGUAUGCCAUUUUUUUUUCAUCAUCACAAGAUUUAAAAAACUUCUUAUGCCUUAUGUUUAUUGCUCUGAUUAUCGUUUUCUACUCGUACAUUUCUAAUCUUUCUGGCCUGUUGAGGUAACUUUUCCUAAGCAGUAUAAUCCACCUUCUUAAUGUGCUGGUGCCAAAACAAAGUAGUCGGCUGUCUGUGCUAACUAUUCUCCAGGAACUAAUUCUGCUUUAUAAUAUUACCCCAAACCUGUUCUGAAUAAGCUUUAUAAUACAUUUUACCUGGUUAAUGUAUUGGACAUGAGGGAUUUAAAUUGCCUGAGUAGUAAGGAUCUCAAUGGGCAGUUGAUUUAUUAAGUUUCAUUACACAAUAAGUAUUAAUUGCAAAUGAAGAGAAACAGAGUGAUCUGUAUAAUCAUACAGUUGCCUGUCUCAAGAAGGAAAAAUAGUAACACCAGCACUGAUUUCAAUGGCAUGAUUGUAUUAUAUCAAAUAUUGCCAUACAGAAAAUGCUUUUAAGGAAAUACAAGUGCUUUUGUUUCACUAGUCUCCCAGCUUGCUUUGUCAAAUUCACUUUAAGAUAUAAAUCAACAUCAUCUUUUAUCUUUUUUUUUUAUGUGGUGUUUUUUUUUUUCUGUUUUACAAACUUCUAUUGUGUCAGGAAAUGUAUGUCUGUGUCACCGACUAAUGAGAAUGUGAAGUAAUGUUUACUUUCAAUAUAUAAAUUGUGGUUUGAUUAUUUAAUGUAAUAAAUAGAUGGAGGUGGAAGCUCUUUGAAAUAAGUUUUACAAUAUUUUACAUUUAUUCUAAAGAACAUUUAACAAUUCUACAAGAAAAUUAUAGCUGUGAUGAAAAUGACAACUAAAACUUAUUUCAACAGUUGGGAUGUACAGUUGUCCGACAUGUCCAAGUCGGACAACUGUACUCUCACUUAACUGUAAUUUCAAUAUGCAUUUUACAAGCCUGUUGGAUGCAGGUGUUUCAUUCCCAUCAGAUGAUGCAGAAAUACAAGGGUUUAGAAGUUAUGUCCUUCUAAAUUACCAUUACCAAAGUUUUAUCAUGACAUGAAAAUGAAAAUAGGGGUUGGAGUUGUUGAAGAUGAUCUGUACCAUAACUACUUGAAAAGAAAAUCAAUAUAUUAAAUAAAAUGUACAUUUUAAAUAUUUUUGUCUCAUCUUCUAAAUAUGUGUGAGGUUGUGUGCAUGUGUGCAAGAUGGCUCUAUGGUGUUCCUAUUGUUAUGUAUUAAUUAUAUGAGCAUAUGAUCUGAUUUAAGGGAUUUAUCAGCUAUAUUAGAUGAACACUGUAUAUGCUCUUAAAAAUGUUCACAGUUUUUUUUUAAUUUAUAGAGAACAAUUAUCAUCAAUGUACUGUUUGAUGUAUGUUGAGAAUACCAAGAAGUUUGGCUUUUUACCUGUA